Messenger RNA from Leishmania major strain Friedlin, 588 nucleotides. Its product is annotated as putative surface protein amastin. NCBI's taxonomy places the organism in Eukaryota, Euglenozoa, Kinetoplastea, Trypanosomatida, Trypanosomatidae. The record is from RefSeq and is a predicted model, not a curated record. The coding region runs from base 1 to 588 and encodes 195 amino acids. The transcript has a single exon.
AUGGGGUUCGAGGCUCUCCGCGGCCGCAUGGAUGUGGCGCUGAGUAUGCUGUGCUCGUGCAUCGUGUUCAUGUUCCUCGUGACGUCUGCGCCGAUAUCGCAGUUCCGUGGCAGGGGCAUGAACGUUGGCGGCGCGAGCAAGUUGUCGUGCGUGACCGUGUGGGGCCUGAAGAAUGACUGCACCGCCAACAACUACGACUACCGCCCGACGAGCAUAGGGUGCGCACGCUCGAAGCAGCUGUUCCAGGUAUCGGAGGCGUUCUACAUUGUCGCUGUUAUUGUGUCAUUCCUGUCGUGCCUGAUGAGUGGCCUGUACUUCAUGGGCAUUAAGGCAAAGGUGCUGCUGGUCCUGCUUGCCGUUCUUGAGGUUGGUUUUGCGCUGAUCCCAUGGGUGUGCAUGACGGCGGUGUGGCACGGCAACUACUGCGGUGGGUCGACCGUGAAGAUCAACACGUCGAGCGGCAAGGCGGACGGCGUGCCGCUCGGCUCUGUGCUGCGUGAGUCGUUCAAGGCCAGCGCUGGCUACGGUCUGACGGUUGCGGCGUGGUGCACCCAGGUGAUUGGCCUGGUUCUGCUGAUUGCCAUGUAG